GCGGGGCGGCGGCGGCGCAGGAAGAAGUCCCCAAGGAGACUUUGCCAUAGGAGUUCACAGAAAAUACUGAAAUGUCAGGUUCCACGCCAUUUAAGAUGAGAUUAGUUCAUUUAGACCUGAAAGGAGCUCCACCAAAGGUCUCCUACCUCUCCGAGAUUUUUCCUCUGUUCCGUGCGCUGGGUGCAAACGGCCUCCUCAUUGAGUAUGAAGACAUGUUUCCCUAUGAGGGCCCUCUGAGGCUGCUGAGGGCGAAGUAUGCCUACAGCCCCUCGGAAAUCAAGGAGAUCCUGCAUCUGGCUGGACUCAAUGAGCUGGAAGUGAUUCCACUGGUGCAGACGUUUGGGCACAUGGAGUUUGUGCUGAAGCACGCGGCCUUCGCCCACCUGCGGGAGGUGGGCCCCUUCCCCUGCACCCUGAACCCCCACGAGGCGGAGUCCCUGGCACUGGUGGGCGCCAUGAUCGACCAGGUCCUAGAGCUGCACCCGGGUGCCCAGCGGCUGCACGUCGGGUGUGAUGAGGUCUAUUACCUCGGAGAGGGGGAGGCCUCGCGCCGGUGGCUGCAGCAGGAGCACAACAGCACGGAGAAGCUGUGCCUGUCACACAUGCGGGCGGUGGCCAGCCACGUGCGGGCCCGGCGCCCUGGCGUGACGCCCCUGGUGUGGGAUGACAUGCUGCGGGACCUGCCUGAGGACCAGCUCGCAGCGUCCGGGGUGCCGCAGCUGGUGGAGCCGGUGCUCUGGGACUACACGGCCGACCUGGAUGUGCGUGGCAAGGUCCUCCUCAUGCAGAAGUACCGGCGGUGCGGCUUUCUGCGGCUGUGGGCAGCCAGUGCCUUCAAAGGUGCCACGGGGCCCAGCCAGGCCCUGCCCCCCAUGGAGCACCACCUCAGGAACCACGCGCAGUGGCUGCAGGUGGCAGGCAGCGGACCCACCGACUCCCUGCAGGGCAUCAUCCUGACCGGCUGGCAGAGGUACGACCACUUCUCUGUGCUGUGUGAGCUGCUCCCUGCAGGAGUCCCGUCCCUGGCCGCCUGUCUGCAGUUGCUUCUACGGGGAGGGUUUGAUGAAGAUGUUAAAGCAAAAAUGGAGAACCUUCUCGGGAUUUCCGGCCUGGAAAUAACAGACCCUGUGAGGCAAGUAGCCCAAGGCCCUCCCCCUCCCCCUCCCCGCGCUCCUCUCCCCUCCCUUGGGGACAGCUGUUCUCAGCAGGGCUCUCUGCAGGGAGGGGGCCGGCUCUUUCCCUGGCAGAAGCAUCCUUGCGCUUGUCACACAAGUCAGCCUCCAUCUGCGCAGCUCUGUGGACAUGCUGCUGGAGGGCAACAGGUACGUGACCGGCUGGUUCAGCCCCUACCACCGCCAGCGGAAGCUCAUCCACCCGGUCAUGGUCCAGCACAUCCAGCCUGCAGCGCUCAGCCUCCUGGCGCAGUGGAGCACCCUCGUGCAGGAGCUGGAGGCCGCCCUGCAGCUGGCUUUCUACCCGGACGCCGUGGAGGAGUGGCUGGAGGAGAAUGUACACCCCAGCCUGCAGCAGCUGCAAGCUCUGCUACAGGACCUCAGCGAGGCGGCCGCCCCCCAGCCCCCACCCACUGGCCCUCGGGGGGAUGCUGCUCAGGACCCCUGAGGGGAGAGCUCGUGCCUGCACUCGGGGGCUCUGUGCAGCCAGCUGUCGGCCUGGGCAAAAGGGGCCCACGUAGGUAUCAUGCCCUCUGGCCCAGCAGUGUCUGGCCCACACGCGGUUCCUGCGGGCCCUGGGCAGUCCCGUGGGGGAGACUAGAAAACACAGAAGGAAGCAGCCAGGGAGACCCACUCUGUGAUCUGCAUGUACGACCCCAAUUCUUCUGAAAUAAAGAGUGGAAGCCACAG
Molecule: messenger RNA, 1862 nt
Organism: Saimiri boliviensis boliviensis (Bolivian squirrel monkey)
Lineage: Eukaryota; Metazoa; Chordata; Mammalia; Primates; Cebidae
Source: RefSeq, a predicted model, not a curated record